This is a messenger RNA of Syngnathoides biaculeatus (alligator pipefish), 7947 nucleotides long. RefSeq names its product membrane-associated guanylate kinase, WW and PDZ domain-containing protein 3-like. Lineage: Eukaryota; Metazoa; Chordata; Actinopteri; Syngnathiformes; Syngnathidae. Gene Ontology annotation, cellular component: cytoplasm. Gene Ontology annotation, molecular function: protein binding. The transcript is spliced from 21 exons. Gene Ontology annotation, biological process: signal transduction. The record is from RefSeq and is a predicted model, not a curated record. Bases 1261 to 5544 code for a protein of 1427 amino acids.
UAUCAUUUUCUUUCCAUUUCUAAAUUACGUGCUACAUGUGCAGUAUUUUUACUGAAGUGCUUGGGUUGAAGUUCCACUUUGCAACCACGAGAGGGCAGGCUCGCACAGCAAGAAAAAAAAGUGCUGCAAAGCCAUUCCGAAAUCCGGACUGUCGUUGUGAAAAUUGACACGAAAACAUGGGGAUCAAUCAAAAGCGAAAUUGAAAAUUUCACAACAAAUAUGUAUGAAUUUUAUCUGACCGACCAUAUAAACGCAAUUCAGGAGUAACCAAACCGACACGUCUUCGCUACAGUCCCGCCCUCUCUCACUCGCCAUUGGUCGAAUCAACUCCCUCCCCCGGCUAAUGAUUGGACAGAAACGCCUCAUCAACAAAGCAACGCGGAACAAGCUUGGGGGGGACAAAAAAGUUAUGGAGUGAAGUCUAAUCGGAUCACGGUCAGUGCGUGUCGCCGCCCGUGUUUUGUUUAGCACAAAACAAAUCUGCGCGCGCGGCGAAGUUGUGCACUCGCCCGGCGCUCAAAAGAGGAGCACGAAAGAAGCGCCGUGCGAAUAAAACAACGCAAUUCGGCAGGGAAGGUACGGGAAUGUUUUUCCGUUUCCAAGGACCGUCUUGCUGAUGUCACCGCGGAGGAGGGCGCCACGCAGGGACAGGUGCGCGGCGCAAAGUUGCCCAGCCAGUCCGGUUGGAUCAGGCUCGGAAACAAACAGCUGAUCCGGGGAUCCGUUUGCCGAAAGUCUUUGGACUGCAGUUUAUUCUAUUUGGCUGCCAAUUCCUGGAAUCUUUCGGAGUGGGGAGAAAAGCAUUCGCGUUAGGAGCGAGGACGACCCCCUUCUGUGCUCUUAUAGAUUGGAGUUUAGCCACACACGCACACAAAAGUGGGAGGGUAACGGUGGGGGGGGGGGUCGUCGCAAGUCUUUGGAGUGCACGCUUUUGCAAAUAGGGCUGUGGGGUCGAGACGCCCUGGCACCAGAACCAGAACCGACACCUUCUGUCUCUAUGCGACAGCACUGCAGGCGCAGCCGCUCCAGCGUGCGGAGGGGUGAUGCGCAAGUGAGCAUCCGGGAGGGGGGACCGACCACCACCGAUCGUCGAAGUAGGAAUAUGACAGACUUGUGCAAUCUGCGAUGAUUUCCCGGUGCGUCACUGCGUCUUAGCACCACCAACCGCUCUCGCCUUCAAGGACGAUCGUGUUCAGCCUGCAGUAAAUAGAAAAAUAAAUUUAGUUUAAAAAAAAAAAAAAAUCAAAACAGCAUCCAACAAUGUCUAAGACCCUGAAAAAGAAGAAGCACUGGUCCUCUAAAGUCCAAGAGUGCGCCGUAUCCUGGGGGGGAACCGGCGACCUGGUCGCGGCGGUGGAGCUGCGAGGCGGCGCCGAGCAGGGGGAGUUCCCCUACCUCGGCCACAUCGUCGCCGAGGCCCUGCUCUGUCACGCCGGGAGGCUCCCCGGCAGCGGGGACGUGCUGCUGGAGGUCAACGGCACUCCGGUGAGCGGACUGACCCACCGGGACACUCUGGCCGUGAUCCGCCACUUCCGAGAGCCCGUCCGCCUGAAGACAGUCAAAGCAGGGAAGGUGCUGAAUACCGAUUUGCAUCACUACCUCAGUCUUCAGUUCCAGAAGGGGUCCUUGGAUCACAAGCUUCAGCAGGUGAUCAGGGACAACUUGUACCUGCGCACUAUUCCCUGUACCACUCGACAGCCCAGGGAGGGGGAAGUUCCUGGAGUGGAUUACAACUUCAUCAGUGUGGAAGAGUUCCGUAACCUGGAAGAAUGUGGACUGCUGCUUGAGAGUGGAACCUAUGAUGGUAACUACUACGGAACCCCUAAACCGCCCGCUGAGCCGAGCCCCGUCCAGCCAGACCUGGUUGACCAGGUCUUGUUUGAUGAGGAAUUUGACAAUGAAGUCCAACGAAAGCGCACGACCUCGGUCAGCAAGAUGGACAGGAAGGACAGCGCAGCCCCAGAAGAGGAGGACGAAGACGAGAGGCCUCCGAUGGUCAAUGGUCAAGCCGACCACAAGGACAAGGCGGAUUGGAGGAAGACUGUGCCCAGCUACAAUCAGUCAGCUGGGGCCAUGGACCUGCGAGCGUGGAGUGCCAUGGCACAGGACGAUAGUCAGGAGCCUCUGCCAAAGAACUGGGAAAUGGCCUACACAGAGACUGGCAUGGUCUAUUUUAUAGACCAUAACAGCAAAACCACAACCUGGCUGGACCCACGGCUCGCCAAGAAGGCCAAGGCUCCUGAGAAAUGCGAAGAGGGAGAGUUGCCCUACGGUUGGGAGAGGAUUGAGGACCCCCAGUAUGGCACCUACUAUGUAGACCACAUCAAUCAGAAAACUCAGUUUGAGAAUCCAGUGCUUGAAGCAAAGAGGAAGGUAAGCGUCGAGACGCCCUCCGCAGCGUCCUCCAAAAUGGCCACAGCCUCAGAAGAGCCUGAUCACGGAGCGCGACGCUUCACACGAGACCCGUCUCAGCUCCAAGGCUCCAUCUAUCAGACUGCACUUCGAAAAAGCCCCCAGGGGUUCGGCUUCACCAUUAUCGGUGGAGACCGUCCAGACGAGUUUCUUCAGGUCAAAAAUGUCCUCCCUGAUGGGCCUGCUGCACAUGACAAGAAAAUUGCCUCUGGUGACGUGAUUGUUGAUAUCAAUAGGACAUGUGUUCUCGGGAAGACACAUGCUGAUGUGGUGCAGAUGUUCCAAUCCAUCCCCAUCAACCAGUAUGUGGAUAUGGUCCUGUGCCGCGGUUACCCGCUACCUGAGGACUCUGGCAGUGGUGAGGAGGCAUCCAAGGACAUGUGCUCUUCUUCCGCCUCUUCCACGCCUCAGGACCCCCAACAUAAGGUCCAGCAAGGAGGAACGCUCCCUCGGCAGACUGCUGGAGUACCACCGAUGACUAACGGAGGGCGCCACCACCAGCACCAUUCGCACCAUCACCACCACCAUUCGCACCAUCACCACCUGACUCAGGCCCACAACCAGGAGGGCCCAGAUGCCACCUUGCUUCAGCCUGAACUCAUCAGCGUGCCUUUAUUGAAAGGCCCUGGAGGUUUUGGCUUUGCCAUUGCGGACUGCCCACUGGGCCAAAAAGUUAAGAUGAUUUUGGAUGCUCAGUGGUGCCGAGGUUUGCUGAAGGGUGAUGUCAUCAAAGAGAUCAACAGACAGAAUGUGCAGACAUUGAGUCACUCACAGGUGGUGGACAUCCUCAAAGACUUGCCUGUAGGCAGUGAGGUCAAUGUGCUGGUACUUCGGGGAGGUCAGACAUCCCCUGUGAAAUCUUUGAAACCGUGCACAGCACCAACAUCGCAGUCGGCUUCCCAGAAUGUACCCCAACCUACAUUCCAGCCCGCUCCUCAGCAAACCCCUCACCACAUCCACCCGAGUCCUGUCACACAGUUGCAGCGACCGGAACUGAACAACAGCCCAGAGACUCUCGGUCAUGCCGAGGUGCCUCCCAAUCUGCUCUCCAAUGUCAUGCGCUCAUCUUCCCCCAAACCAGAUGCUUCGGAACUAUACAUCAAGUCCAAAGCUAUGUUGGAUAGCCAGCCUUCAAACACCAAGGACCUGGAUGUGUUCAUCAAGAGAAACCAAGAAUCAGGCUUCGGAUUCAGGGUCCUCGGAGGGGAGGGACCAGAGCAGCCGGUGUACAUCGGUGCCAUCGUACCGCUGGGCGCAGCUGAGAAGGACGGACGCCUGCGUGCCGGGGACGAGCUGCUUUGUAUAGACGGCGUGCCAGUGAAAGGCAAAUCUCACAAACAAGUACUGGAAUUGAUGACCAACGCCGCCCGCAACGGUCAGGUCAUGCUAACAGUCCGCAGGAAACUCACACAUGCAGAUGGCAGCGGCUGGGAGGAGGAGGGUGGGCAGCAGCAGCAGCCUCGGCAGGUCGGAAACUCUCCUGCGACCCCCCGAGGGGAGCCUCAGAGGGCCGCCUAUCCCUCUCGACACGAGUCUUUUGAAGUCACUCUGCAUCGUAAAGAGAACGAAGGCUUCGGCUUUGUCAUCCUCACCUCAAAGAACAAGCCCCCUCCUGGAGUAAUACCUCACAAGAUCGGACGCAUCAUUGAAGGCAGCCCGACCGACCGUAUGGGUCGGAUGAAGGUGGGCGACCGAAUCUCUGCUGUGAACGCGCAGUCCAUCAUAGAGCUGUCGCACAACGACAUUGUCCAGCUCAUCAAGGAAGCCGGCACUUCAGUCACCCUCACGGUUGUACCUGAAGACGACAGCCUGCCUCUGUCGACAACAAACUCAGCCAUGCAGAGUCCGUCGGUGCAUCACAGACCUGUUGGCCAGCAGCCUCCCAUCUAUGCGGAGAGGAAUGGCGACAUGGCAACGUUCAACCUACCAGGCUUCAAGCAGGACUGUUUUGUGGUGGAGCUGGAUCGUAGCCAGCGGGGUUUUGGCUUCAGUCUGAGAGGAGGUAAAGAGUACAACAUGGGCUUGUUUAUCCUGCGCCUGGCUGAGGACGGACCUGCACUUAAAGAUGGACGUAUACAUGUUGGCGAUCAGAUCGUAGAGAUCAAUGGUGAGGCCACGCAGGGCAUCACACACACUCGGGCCAUCGAGCUGAUCCAAGCGGGAGGCAAUAAAGUUCAUCUGUUGCUCCGGCCCGGCCAGGGUUUAGUUCCUGAUCACAGUUCGAAGGACAACGUAACCAUUCCAAGCUCGAGCUUGGCCCAACACUCUGUGACUGACAGGGAGUUAUUAUCUCCGGCCUCUCCAUCUUCUGUCUCCAUCUCUACCUCAGAAGUGUCUCCAUCCUCACCCCCAGUAACCGUCCCGGAGGAGUUCUCCAGAACAGAGCUAUGGUCAGUCGGCUCUCCUGGUGCCGCGAGGGAGCACGCGCGUCAAACUAACAGAUUAAGAGGACAGCAGGUUUCCAACAAGCGUACCACCAGCCCCGGCACCCACACCAGGAAAACGAGCCGGAGUGACUCCAAGGGCACCAGUCCCAAGAGAGCCACUGAAAGCAGGCUAGACCACGUUGACACCUCCCAGAGCCCCAGAAAAACAGAGCGGGGAUCCUCAGAGGAUAUGAGCAGGGAUCGGAAGCAUGAAGGGCAGAGAGACCGCCGCUCCUCCAGCCCCAAGAAGAGCUCCAAGAAGGACCGUGACGCUGUUGUGCCUUCAAAGAACCAGGAGGAGCCGCAAAGCCCGCGGCGCCCAGCGGGCCAGCAGCCCCCUGGGGAAGGGCGGAAGCACAAAGAUGAGGCUGCAGCUCAUUGGGACGAAAGGGGCGCGACGGAAAAUGAGCGCCACAAGAGGGGAAAAAAGGCUGAGCACGAGACGGUGCUACCAAGGUCGCAUGUGCAGAGGGACAGGUCAGGCUCAGGAGGGGACACGCUGGGCCGGAGGGGUGCAAAAGACAGGGAGAGUAAGUCCCACAGGUUGCCUGAUGAUGCGAACAAAAAGGACCCCAAGGGGUACAGCAAUAGCAUCCAGGACCCAGGCUGCAACGGGACAUCCUCCAAUAAGAAGCCUCCCAUCACACCAGGUCCAUGGAAGGUUCCCAGUCCUAGCAAGAUCCAUUCCCAGGUGGACACAACAUAGAAGGCAUACAGUCAGAACAGGUUUUGUUUUUAUCAUGACUUAUGAUUUCGUUUCACCCAAUUUCUGGAACCAGUGCGGCAAGGCCGAUCGAUGUCUGUUUGUUCCAACACGCAUGCUUGAAAGAGCGUGGAACAGGUCGUCCUCCUGUUGAAUCACGUUUUUUGGGGGUUUUUUUUUUUUUUGGUUUUGUUUUUUGCUCAUCAUUCCAGACUCCGGUUUGAAGAAAACUUGCAUUUCCACAUUCAGUGUGAGACUUGAAUGAAGUCUCUGAUUUUGCCACUGUGAAGGCUCAAGGCACGUUCUCAUGGCCGCGGAUUGUGUUGCUUGCGGACGUGUUCACGCCGUUUUGGACAGCACGACUCCAUUGACGAGCUGGCUGCUUUUCAUACACAUUGAGGCUCGGCCUCCCGUGUUCUUAUCAACCUUUUUGCGGCGCUUUUGACCCGCCUCUCAACAGACCGGACACUUGUGCAUACCUUGUUGAUCUAGUGUUUGUUUCUUCUUUGUCAAUAAUAAUGUAAGUUAUUGAAAUUGUAACUGUCGGUAGAUGUGCUAAGUCACUUCACUUGUCAGGUCUUAAAGGUAGAAAGAGAAUGUGGAGAUAACCAUUACAGUUUAAAACUACAAGGGGAAAAUGGGCUUGGGCAAGCGGCGGGGGGGUCUAUACAAGCGAGUUCUGCCUAUAUUUGUUUUGGGGGGUUGCCUAUGCUCACAAUUUUUUGAAAGGCACAAUGCGAAUGCUGCUGCACAAAAAAAAAACAACCUACAAAGGGAUGAUGUGGAGUUAAAAUUACUCAUCGACAUUUCCCUGAAGGUUUUACAAUUGUAAGUACUGCAAAAUCUAUACAUUCUAUUUCUAUGAUUCUGUAAUCCAUAACAGGUCAUUUUAGAAGCUCUCCUACGGGAUCUGAGCAUUAUUUAUCGAAUCGUUUACGACAUACUGACACAGAUUUUAGAUUAAUUAAAGAACAUGAUUGUAAGAAGUGAGGAGCUCUGACUUUAGCAUUUUUCUUCUUUUCCUUUCAGCUUGUCCUGAUUAGGGGUCGCCACAGCAUGUCAUCUUUUUCCAUCUAAGACUAUUUCGUGCAUCUUCUUCUCUAACACCCACUGUCCUCUUGUCCUCUCUCACAACAUCCAUCAACCUUUUCUUUGGUCUCCCUCUCGCUCUUUUGCCUGGCAGCUCCAUCCUCAGCACCCUUCUACCAACAUACUCACUCUCUCGCCUCUGGAGAUGUCCAAACCAUCGAAAUCUGCUCUCUCGAAUCUUGUCUCCAAAACAUCCAACUUUGGCUGUCCCUCAAAUGAGCUAAUUUCUAAUCCUAUCCAACCUGCUCACUCUGAGCGAGAACCUCAAUAUCUUCAUUUCUGCUACCUGAAGUUCUGCUUCCUCUUGUUUUUUCAGAGCCACCGUCUCUAAUGCAUCCAUCAUGGCCGGCCUCACCACCUGUUUUAUAAACUUUGCCCGUCAUCCUAGCGAAGACUCUUCUGUCACAUAGAACACCAGACACCUUCCGCCAAACUGUUCCACCUCACUUGGACCCGUUUCUUUACUUCCUUACCACACUCUCCACACUCUUUCGCAUUCUUGAACAGCGCUUUUAUAUUUUCAGCCAAACCAUGGACACUGCGACAGAAAAUUUUCUUUUUUUCACCUUUCAUUUAACAUUAUAAUUUCUUCAGUCAAAAAAUGAGGCUCGUUUUCAUUACAUUCUUGAAUUGACACCACUAUUGCGAUGCACAUUACACAUUGUUAUUUUUGGAGGUUUGUCAUCCACUCAAUUGUAUCAAUGUAUUGUGGAAUAAUAUUUAUUAAUCACAGAAUCAGGGACAUGGUACUUUUCAGUCAGAUGUUAAAGCGUUGAGUUCCUCCGUAAAUCCCAUCAUUGACUUUCGAUGAGAAGGACUUGACUGGGAGUGAAAAGCAACAGUUUAUCAAAUGAAGUCAACUGGUGGCCAAUUGCUCUUAAAAUAUCCUCACCGUAAACUUUGUCGGGGUGGAUUUAAACCCGCACACAUGACGCCGGUUGCCAUGUGAGGCAUCAGACUCCCUGCGGAAGGAUGUACAAAAGAAACCGCCCGUAGCAUCGCGUACAAUUUUCUUUUUUGUCCACUCUGUCGUCGAUACGAUUGACACCUGUACUGUUUACCGCGCAUUCCAUUGCCAUGUAUGAGAUUGUGGCCUUGUAUCGCUCAAACACGUAUAAAAAAAAAUAUAUAUAUAUAUAGUUUUAACAUCACAGUUAGUUGUAAAUGUUUCUAUAUUGUACAGCACCUGUAUAAAUCUUUGCCUUUAUGGAGAAAAACUAUCAUCUGUAAAUUGUUUCAUUAUUUUUUUAAGGGAACUGUCAGGAAAAGAUAAAGAAUUGGUGAAAUAAUCUUCCUUUCUGAUCAUGCACUGAUGAA